This is a messenger RNA of Cydia fagiglandana, 1302 nucleotides long. RefSeq lists its product as uncharacterized. The coding region runs from base 276 to 1289 and encodes 337 amino acids. Gene Ontology annotation, molecular function: calcium ion binding. NCBI's taxonomy places the organism in Eukaryota, Metazoa, Arthropoda, Insecta, Lepidoptera, Tortricidae. Gene Ontology annotation, cellular component: cytoplasm. The transcript has a single exon. The record is from RefSeq and is a predicted model, not a curated record.
GACACUAGCUUGUCGAUUUCGAUAUUAUUUAUGUUUAUUUAUUUUACACUAAUGUUUGGCAAAGUUCGUGAAACCAUAUUUUAUGGGGUCGUUGAUCUUCUCGACUCCAUAUCGUUGGAAAGCGUAAAUUUAUAUGAUAAAAUUAUUGACAAUUUGAUAACAACAUUACGGUUACAAUUCUCUAAACCAAAAUGCGGCGAUAAAUUCAUGGUAUGAUUUUAUUUUAAAAUAAAGAAACAAAUUCUAAAUUUUAAGUGGUACAUAUUUCUUAUACAAUGGAAAAUCCGGAAACGGGAAUAGAAGAUCCAAAAGUAGCUGAAGGUAAAGAGGCAGCCAAAGAAGCGGUUGAAGGUGAGCAGGUAGCAGGAGAACACGUGGCGGGCGAACACGGGGAAGGAGAACAAGUCGAGGGUGAACAGAUCGAGGGCGAGCAGAUCGAGGGCGAGCAUAUCGAGGGCGAGCAUAUCGAGGGCGAGCAUGUCGAGGGCGAGCAAGUCGAGGGCGAGCAUGUCGAGGGCGAGCAUGUCGAAGGCGAAGAAAAGGAUAAGCCAUUAGCAGAAGGGGAAGAAUUAACCGGCGAAGAAGUUCCGGAUUUAGAAAAUAUCGAAGCCGAACAAACUGAAGAAGCAAAACCCGAAGAGCCUCCAGUAGAGGAAGAGGAACAAUAUGUGGAGGAACCUCCGCCCGAUCCGGCAGCACCGUACAACCUAACCGAUUCGCAAGAAGCACUGAAGCCUAAGUUUGAGUUGCGGCCUGACCAGUUGGCCGAAGUGGAACAACUAUGGGCGCUUUAUCAAGACUACACACCUGCUUAUGCCGAUCUCGACAAUUUUAUAACUGAAAAGGAACUCGUCUACAUGUUAAAAUGCCUCAUUCUUUUGCCCGUAACUCCUGAACAGCUCCAGGAGCUUAUAGAAUUCUGCGUUAGACCUCCUCAUCCUGAAGGUCACAUUAACUUUGAUCAGUUCGUUAAAAUUGUAACUCUUAGGCAACGGAAUAUUGUUAUCGAAGAAGAAUUGCGAUGUGCUUUAAAAGUUUUCGAUAGGGAUAACACUGGGGAAAUUAGUAGAGAAGAGUUAAGAGAAGUACUUGCCACACAAGGUCAUAAAUUGCCACAAAAAUUAUUGGAAAAUCUAAUAAAAGAAGUGGAUAUGAGCAAUGAUGGUACUCUUGGUCUUGAAGACAUUGUAGGCACGAUGUGUAUUGACUUAAAUACGGACGAUUUAGCAAUGUUAAGAAAUAUGGUUUACGGUUCCGGAGAACGGCCCGACAUCACCGACGAAGAUUAAUACAUGAAUCAUA